This is a messenger RNA of Cynoglossus semilaevis (tongue sole), 2105 nucleotides long. It is a transcript of the gene cab39l1, whose product is annotated as calcium binding protein 39, like 1. The record is from RefSeq and is a predicted model, not a curated record. The transcript has 9 exons. The coding region runs from base 741 to 1772 and encodes 343 amino acids. NCBI's taxonomy places the organism in Eukaryota, Metazoa, Chordata, Actinopteri, Pleuronectiformes, Cynoglossidae. Gene Ontology annotation, biological process: intracellular signal transduction. Gene Ontology annotation, molecular function: protein serine/threonine kinase activator activity.
AUAUUGCAUAUAUUAUCGUAAUAACAUAACGAAGAAUUAAUCACUAACACAAUAUAUUUGCCAUAAUACACAAAGCAACAAACGUUUCUUUUUUCAUUUCUAAGGAUUCACUUGUUUUGUAUUACGCGGUUGCCCGUUGAAGUAGUGUUCACGUUUUGUCUUUGCCGCUGUUCUAUCCACUCAGGCGGAGUGUACAAGAGUUUAAAACAUACUCACCCACAAUUCAGAGGGCGUUACCGCAUAAAUGCUCCGUACGUGAAAGUGAUUGGUUAUAUUUGUGUGUCAGUCAAUGAGCGGAGAACAAACAUACCCGCCCAGCGGCAGCGCAGCGAGGGCAGUGACAUAAAGAGGAGUUUGAGGAGGAGAGAACAGGGAAAUGAAGUUGUCAGACAGGCCAGAAAAAAAAAAGCCCCGCACACACUCACUCCUCACCACAAACACAGCUAGCAAGUUAGGUGACAGUUGGUGACGAGCGGAGAGGUUUUUCACUGAAUACCACAGCUAUGAAGGUCGUCCUGUCUGCAGUCGGUUGCCACGUUUAGUACGGGAUACACGGCUACGGCAACACACAACGUUACGGGCAGUUCGGAGUAAACGCUGCGGAGAAAGAAGAGUGGAAAGUGGAAACAAGUUAGCCUGUUAGCUCACCUUUAGCCACGGAGCCUCCUUCAGCCUGAAAAAGCAGAGUUCAUUUGAUCAGAGCUUGGAUAAACAUCACCACAUCACACCACACCACAGCCAUGCCUUUUCCUUUUGGGAAGUCUCAGAAGAGUCCGGCUGAAAUAGUCAGGAGCUUGAAGGAGAAUGUCGCAUACAUGGAAAAGCUGGAUUCUGCAGACAGCAAAAAGUGUGAAAAGGUUGCAGAGGAGGUGUCCAAAAACCUGGCCUCACUGAAGGAGGUCCUGUGUGGUACGGGUGACAAAGAGCCUCAGACUGAAGCUGUGGCUCAGCUGGCUCAGGAGCUGUACAACACCAACCUGCUCAUCGCUCUCAUCGCAAACCUGCAGAGGAUUGACUUCGAGGGGAAGAAGUAUGUGGUUCACUUGUUUAGCAAUAUCGUCCGACGUCAGAUUGGCACGCGCACGCCCACAGUGGAGUACAUCUCCACGCACCCAGAGAUCCUCUUCAUGCUUCUGAAAGGAUAUGAAAGUGCAGAGGUGGCGCUGAACUGCGGGAUGAUGCUGAGGGAAUGCCUGCGUCACGAGCCUCUGGCGAAGAUAGUGCUGAUCUCAGAAGAUUUCUACUGUUUCUUCCAUUACGUGGAGCUCUCCACCUUCGACAUCGCCUCGGACGCUUUCGCCUCGUUCAAGGAUCUCCUCACCAGACACAAGAUCAUGUGCGCCGAUUUUCUGGAGAACAACUACGACAGGGUCUUCACGGAGUACGAGAAGCUCCUGCACUCUGACAACUACGUUACCAAACGACAGUCACUGAAGCUGCUCGGAGAACUGCUCCUGGACAGACACAACUUCACUGUCAUGACAAAGUACAUCAGCCGAGCCGAGAACCUGAAGCUGAUGAUGAACCUGCUCAGAGACAAGAGCCGAAACAUCCAGUUUGAGGCCUUCCACGUCUUCAAGGUUUUCGUGGCCAAUCCCAACAAGACUCAGCCCGUGCUGGACAUACUGCUGAAGAACCAGGCCAAACUGGUGGACUUCCUGAGCAAUUUCCAGACGGACCGAUCUGAGGACGAGCAGUUCUGCGACGAAAAGAAUUACCUAAUUAAGCAGAUCAGAGACCUGAAGAGGCCCACGGCUCCGGAGGAGGCCUAACGCUCUGGGCGGCUUCUCCACUGGGCUGGUACAGUUUAGAGGUAGUGACCGUAGAGGGCUGAGUGAGAGUCUGAGAGACGUGCUUCAGUAAGAGUUAAUAUAAAACUAAAAAAACCAAAAAGGUAUAAAAAAAAAAAAAUCUUACUCGCUUCAUUUUCUUUUCCGAGUGUGGAAAUCGAGACCGGCUCCAUCCUGAAGCCUCAGUGGGCCAAGAACUGUUAUUUAAACCAUAGUGUUUCUUCUUUAGUCAUAAAAUGCACUUAGUUUCUUUUCAGUGAUGUUUGACCGGAAACUGUUAUCCUGCCAUGACGUUGGUCGUUUUGACAGAUACCC